AUUUUAAAACAGGCAGAGACAAUAGUUGUUCCAUUAUAAGAAGACCUUUGGAAGAGUUGGAAGAGCUUUGAUGAGUUAUGAGUUUGCACUGUUAAAGUGGAGAUUGAUAUCCAUAAAAAUAUACCAUUCCAUUGCAGAGUACUGGGAUGAAAGUAAAGUCUAAGACAAUGGGCUUCUUUCUUAUUCUACUGCAUCUGGGCUUGCAGCUCCCACUCAGUCUUUCCUGUCCAAGUAGCUGUGUGUGCCUUCCAAAUGGGGAUGUUUCAUGCACCGGUAACAUCACCGAAAUCCCACAUCUGAAUGCCCAUGAAACUUUCCGCUUAAUUCUCAACAAAACUCACAUAGCAGUCCUUAAUUCCCAUAGUUUUCAGGCUCUUGCUCUUUUACAGCGUCUUCAAAUUAGCCACAGUCCUCUUGCCACUAUCCACCCAGAAGCCUUUUACAAUGCUUCUCAACUCCGGUCAAUUGUGUUGUCAUCUAACUCCAUCUCGGUCCUUCCAUCAAGUGUGUUCAGCAGUCUGGAGGAACUACAGCAGCUUCACAUGGAUAGUAAUCAACUGAUGUCUCUCCACGCAGACAUGUUUAAACAGCUGGCCAAUCUCAGAAAUCUAGACGUCAGCAAAAACAAAAUUGCAAAUUUGGAUGCCAGAAUCUUCCAGGAUUUGACAAGCUUAGAACACCUGAACCUGGCUGAGAACUUACUACAAGAGAUCCCACGCAUGUUGUUCCACAAGCUUAAGCAACUCAAGUCCCUAAUACUGUACUCCAACCAACUGAAGACUAUAGAGGAAGGUUCCUUUGAUCAUUUGCACAACCUGAUAACGCUCAUGCUACAUAAAAACCAAAUCCACGCAAUCCCACCUCAACUUUUUUGGCACAUGCCUUCCCUGUUAACCCUGACUCUGUCUACCAACCAACUUCGUUAUAUUCCAAGAGAGACCUUUUACUAUCUACCCAACCUUACAAAACUUACACUCUACAAAAAUCCUCUACUCUCUCUGCCAGACCAGCUAGUAGGUCACAUGCCAAGACUUCAGGAACUCUACUUGUAUAAUACUAAUCUUACCACUGUGCCCUGGAACCUUUUUGCUAACAUGACUGGCCUCAGGGCUUUAAAUUUCCACUAUAAUGAGAAGCUCUCCUCGCUACCAAAAGACCUCUUUUGGUCCUUGCCCAGACUUCAAAAACUAUCUUUAAGAUUCAACAUACUUCAGGAUCUACACCGAGAUCAGUUUUCAGCCCUAACCAAUCUUAAGACGCUAUUGCUCAGUGGUAACAAGUUCAAGUCCCUUUCAGCAAAGCUCUUUCAAAAUCUCCAAAGCCUAACCUAUCUUGAACUGAGAAACAACGACCUGGAUUACCUCCCGGGAGAUAUUUUUGUACAUGCCACUUCACUGAGUUCUCUUACGCUUGGAAAAAACAAGUGGAAUUGCACAUGCAAUAUUCUGGACUUUGCAGAAUGGAUUAGUGAAAAUCAAAAUAUAGUUACUGACCUAUACGAUGUCUUAUGCCGUACACCUUACUACUUAUUUAACAAACAACUGGUGGCAUUAAAUAGUGACAGUCUGAAAUGUGGCGUCACCUCUAUAAGAGACCUCCAUGUUGCUGUGAGCACUACAGGAAUUUAUACUUCGGUAAGAACAACGACAGCAGCUUUCAGUGACAAAGUAGCCACUAGCAAUGUUGAUUCAAAUACCCUCUUACCAACCACUACUCAUUCAGUACAUCUGAACACACUAACCUCUUCUACAAGUAAGGAGGUACAUACAGAGGCAAUCAAGUCCAGUGUAUUCUAUGACACCCUGGUCCUUGUUAACGGUCCUGAUAUCAUCCAUAACAAUCGGCACCAACGCUGGGUGUACCUGUGGAAGGUACCUGCUACUGGACUGUACAGUGGGUUUUUGAUGGCUUUGCAUGUUGUUAUCGUGGUCACUGGUGUUCUCCUGAUCAUAGCCAAUGCUUAUGCACUUUUCCAUCUAUACAAGGCUCUGUAUAAAAUAGGUAAGCCUCUUAAAGUUCAGACAAUCGUAACUAAACGAUUGCGGCGUUUUAAGGACAAACUCUAGAAAAAGUACAUUGCAGUUCGUUUUAUUAUUCAUUUCUAGCCACAAUGUGUCUGUUGUCCUGACUCAUUAUGACUUUACUGUGCCUGCUUGAAUACUGAGUGUUAAUUACAACAUCAUGUUAAUAUUAUGAUGUGUGCAACCUGUUUUCUGGAGACAACUCCUAAAAUAUAUACAGUACAAAUUCGUUUUUUUUCCCACAUAUGUGUAAUUCAGAAUCCAAGUCAGUUAAUCACUGUUAUAGAUCUUGAAUACAAUAAAAUGUGAUCUGAUUAAAUUA
Tachysurus vachellii is the source of this 2343-nucleotide messenger RNA. RefSeq names its product platelet glycoprotein V. The transcript is spliced from 2 exons. The coding region runs from base 147 to 2066 and encodes 639 amino acids. Lineage: Eukaryota; Metazoa; Chordata; Actinopteri; Siluriformes; Bagridae. Gene Ontology annotation, molecular function: protein binding. Gene Ontology annotation, cellular component: extracellular matrix. The record is from RefSeq and is a predicted model, not a curated record.